UCUCUCAGGCAGACAGGAGCCGCUUCAGUCCCACCAAUGUCAAGUUUUAUAUAUAUAUUUAUAUUGUUUGCCCCCCCUCACUGCACUGUGCGCCAUUUAUCAGCGGAGUCAAGUUUGGAUGGGAGUUGAGAGCCAGCCUCCAAAUGGACAAACAGCGGGUGCAGGGACGAAAGGCGUGCGUAAAAUGCCCCGUAGUUUGUGCUUUUGUCUUCGUGGUUUGCUUUUUGGACCCGGCUUGUGGCCAGAUCCGCUACUCCAUCCCAGAGGAGCUGGAACAUGGCGCCUUUGUGGGAAACAUAGCGGAGGACUUGGGUUUGGAUUUGGAUAAACUCUCGGCGCGCAGGUUCCGCAUCGUUUCCGGCACCAGGAGGCAGUACGUGGAGGUGAAUUUGGAAAAUGGGGUUUUAUUUGUGAACGAGAGGAUAGAUCGCGAAGAACUGUGCGAGCAGAGUUUGGGCUGUUCCUUCCACCUGCAGGUGGUCAUAGAAAACCCUCUAGAGCUGUACAGAGUGGAGGUGGAAAUCGUGGACGUGAAUGACAACUCUCCUGGCUUCCCGUGGACUGAAUUUAACCUGGACAUUUCUGAAUCUGCGGCACCGGGGUCCCGCUUCCCACUUGAAAGCGCGCAAGAUUUGGACGUGGGUUCCAACGCGCUGCGCACGUAUCUGCUGAGCGUCAACGACCAUUUCACUUUGGACAUCCAGACGAGAAGCGACGGAAGCAAAUUCGCCGAACUCGUUCUACAGAGCCCUUUGGACAGGGAGCAGCAGAGCGCGCACCAGAUGGUUCUGACGGCGGUGGACGGGGGCUCUCCGGAGAGGUCCGGCACUGCGCAAAUUGACAUCACGGUCUUGGACGCGAACGACAACGCGCCCGUGUUCGACCAGUCCUUCUACAGGGUGAGACUGGCUGAAAACGCACCCAAGGGCGCAGUGGUCAUCAAGCUGAACGCCUCCGACUUGGACGAGGGCGCCAACGCUGACAUCACCUACUCCUUCAGCGGGCACGCGCCCAUCAAAGUGCGCCAGCUUUUCAGUGUGGACGCGCGCACGGGGGAAAUCAAAGUGAAAGGGGUGAUCGAUUAUGAAAAAGCAAGGAUGCAUGAGAUUUACAUCCAGGCCAAGGACAAAGGUCCUUCCGCUGUCGCGGUGCACUGCAAGGUGCUGGUGAACGUCUUGGAUCGGAAUGACAACCUCCCGGAGGUCAUUCUGACGUCAGUGUCUACACCUGUGCACGAGGACGCGCCCCCCGGCACCGUCAUUGCUGUCAUCAGCGUCACGGAUAAGGACUCUGGGGAAAACGGGAACGUGGACUGUGAGAUCCCAAAUCUGGUCCCGUUCCAGCUGCACUCCUCUUUUAAAAACUACUACACGCUGGUGACGAGUGAUUUUCUGGACAGGGAGGCGGUGGCAGAGUAUAACAUCACACUCACUGCAAGAGACAUGGGCUCUCCGCCGUUAUUCACCAGGAAAACCAUUCUGGUUCAGGUGUCUGACGUGAAUGAUAACGCGCCCGUAUUCAAGCAGCCGUCUUAUACCGUGUAUUUGACGGAGAAUAACGCGCCGGGGGCUUCGAUUUGCUCCGUGAUAGCGCAGGACCCGGAUUUUGGGCAAAAUGCGUACCUCUCUUAUUCAAUACUAGAUGACAACAUCCAAGGCAUGCCGGUCUCCACAUACGUGUCCAUAAAUUCGGAUAACGGGAAUAUUUACGCCCUCCGAUCGUUUGACCACGAACAGCUAAAAACCUUUCACAUCACGGUCCAAGCUCAAGACGCCGGCUUCCCGCCUUUAAACAGCAAUGUUUCCGUGACUAUAUUUAUUUUGGAUCAAAAUGACAACGCACCCGUCAUCGUGUCGCCUCUCCCUCAGAACGGGACACCCCCGGUCGAAGCAGUGCCAAGAUACGUGGACGCCGGGUACCUGAUCGGCAAAAUAAGCGCAUCAGACGCGGACGGAGGCCAGAACUCGCGGCUUUUCUACCAAAUGCUCCAAGCGACCGACCCUAGCUUGUUCAGCGUGGCUUUAUACACGGGGGAAAUCAGGACAGUACGGCAGUUGGUGGAGAAAGACCCCACAAGGCAUAGGUUGGUCAUACUGGUGAAGGACAACGGCCAACCGCCCCUCUCGGCCACAGUUUCCAUCAUCCUGUCAGUGGUUGACAGCCUGCCAGAAUCCCAGCCCGAUUCGGGUGACCUGUCACUGAGCCCCCAUCACAGCUCCAACUUUAGCCUCUACUUAAUCGUGUCCCUGGGCGCCAUCUCCUUCACGUUUCUCGUGGCCAUCAUCGUCCUCGUUACAGUGAGGCGGCUGAAGGACAGAGUGUCCAACAGAGAUUCCAGCUUCCCCGCCGCCAACUUGUGCGGCUGCUGCUGCCGCACGGGGUCGCCCGGCAGCGCAGAUAUCUUCAGAAAGUCCAAUUUGAACAUCAGGAUGUCCGCAGACUCCGCCGGCUGUGCAGAGGCCAACGGCGGAGGAGCGCUGCCGCAAACGUACUGCUAUAAAAUGUGUCUGACGCCAGAAUCGUCCAAAAGUGACUUUAUGUUCCUCAAGCCCUGCAGUCCGGUGUUGUCGGUACGGCAGAAUAACGCCAAGAGCACAGACUACCUGACUUCUGGCUGGAGCGCGCUGGACCGGAACGAGCUGGCCAACAACAGGACAUCAACCCCACAAGAGCUGAGGUACUCCGGCAAGGACUGGACCUGGGCCAAAAAUCAACGCAAUUCCGCAUACAAGAGGUACAGUUCAGGAAACAUGGAGGGGACUCUGUCACGCCCGCAGCAGUACGACGCAGACGCUUACUUCUGCUCUGUGGCACCACAGUACUGGACCUGGGGGAACCAUAUGAGCGAGUGCAAGAUGUCUCUUCAAGAGGAACCGUGGACGCCAAAGUACACCCAGCCUCAGUCCGAGGCAGCGGACUACCAGCACAACGUGUACAUUCCCGGCACCACAUCGGGUUACAGCACGCUCAAGCUGGCGCCGAGAGGCGACUUGGACGUGUACAACACCUUCUCCACGUUUGGGAAGAAAAAGAAAUUCAUAUCGAACUAUGAAGCGUCUUUCGACAAAGACGACGGGCUCAUCAGCAAUGCUAUUUUCAAAUGAGGCGCCAAACCUUUCCGGUUCAUCGCCGUAAAUCAUCAACUGGAAUUAUUAGAAACCAUUUAUGCUGGGGUUAUGCUAUGGAAACAGUGCGCAUAACGCUUCAGCACCAUGCUCACAUGUACUGAAAUGGCGGUCAUGAUGAAACUGGAGGGGUUGCACCGCACACAUCCAACGUAACGCCAUCCUACUCUUAACACUUAACUUUUCAUCUUUUCCUGCUGAAUUCCCAUAAGAGCGCAUUGUGGAAACCAGGGGUGUCCAAAGUCCAUAUGCGGCCAGCGGCUGUUUUUUAACAUUUACUUAUUCAUAUCCUUUAACAAGAAAAGUAAAAAAAAACAAACAAAAGAACAACAGCAAACAUGGUCAUUUUACAGGAAUAUAGUUAAAACAUGAAGGAAAAAGUUACAUUUUACGAGGAUAACGUAAUCUUAUGAGGAAAAACAAUGACAUUAUUAAAAAAAAAAAAGAC
Messenger RNA from Dunckerocampus dactyliophorus (ringed pipefish), 3573 nucleotides. Its product is annotated as protocadherin-10-like. Bases 144 to 3104 code for a protein of 986 amino acids. Lineage: Eukaryota; Metazoa; Chordata; Actinopteri; Syngnathiformes; Syngnathidae. Gene Ontology annotation, biological process: homophilic cell-cell adhesion. Gene Ontology annotation, cellular component: plasma membrane. The transcript is spliced from 4 exons. The record is from RefSeq and is a predicted model, not a curated record. Gene Ontology annotation, molecular function: calcium ion binding.